ACUACACGUUUGCUGAAAUGCUUCAUCCAACUCUCUUUCUUAUAUGCUGAGGCCUGCUUCUGGGCUGGCCUAGAUUCCCGUGGUUUCUCUUGGGACUACUUGAGACCCACGUAAGGAAUUGCGGCUUUGCAGGAAAACCAGUCCCAGAAUUUUAGUAUCUCCACUCAUUUCCUUUUGCUAAAAAAAUGGGAUUUCUUUCAGCUCAGAAUCUGAAAAGUUGGGCGGCAGGGGAUUUGUAUAUGCAGAGGCGUAAAGUUCAUGUUUUUGUACGGACCCUUGAUGAAGGAAAGUAUCGUUUGGAACUACUUGAGAGCAAUCUAAGGAUUUGUGCUGGGAAUGCUAUUCCUAUGGUUUUUAGGGGCUAUUGACACCUCAACCUACUGAAAAAAACAUAGGAUUUCUUGCUCAGUUUAUGUAUGUAUCUCUCAAUUCUCAGGUCAUAUGCCACUGUUCUAUACCAGUGAAAUUAUCUGACAUUUGUUUCUUAGUUACGUCUGUGUUUAGGAUGGAUAAGUUCGUGUACUGGAUGUAAAAUUGUUAAAACUUUUUGCAUCUCAAGGGAGCUUCCCGAGAAUUUGUCUCUUGCCCAUUUGAAUCAAAUUAGUCCUAUUUUGAAGGGAAUACUAUUGGGAAAAGAUGACAGAUGGUGGGAAAAUGUGGUGUUUUCCGUAUACAUUUUCGUGCCUUCCUAGUCCAUCUAGAGAUGAACAUCACCGAAUUGGGAAGAAGGGUUACUCGUGGGUUGUUCAUUGUAAUGAUCCAGAUAACCCUGAAAGAACUAACCACAAGGAUAAUUAUGUCCAGACCACCAAGUAUACAGCAGUUAAUUUUAUCCCCAAGUCCUUGUUUGAGCAAUUCAGGAGGGUCGCAAAUAUAUACUUUCUUGUAGUGGCUUUUGUCUCAUUCAGUCCUCUAGCCCCAUAUACGGCUAGUAGUGUUCUGUUUCCCUUGAUAGUCGUUAUUGGUGCAACAAUGGCCAAAGAAGGUGUAGAAGACUGGAAACGCAGGCAACAGGAUGUCGAAGCUAACAGCAGGAAGGUUUUAGUUUGUACGAGUAACCACGGGUUUGAAGAAACUAUGUGGAAGAAGAUACAAGUUGGUCAGCUUGUUAAGGUUAAGAAAGGUGAAUAUUUCCCAGCUGAUCUUAUUUUGCUUUCAUCGAACUAUGAAGAUGGGAUUUGCUAUGUUGAAACUGCAAAUCUUGAUGGAGAGACCAAUCUGAAGGUGAAACAUGCUCUGAGUGAAACAGCUUCUGUCCACGACUUUCAGAAAUUUAAGGCAAAGAUCCAGUGUGAGGACCCUAAUGAAGACCUUUAUUCCUUUGUUGGCACUCUCUAUUAUGAUGAUCAGCAACCACGACCACUUUCAGUACAUCAGUUGCUUCUCAGAGGUUCUAAAUUACGGAAUACCGAUUACAUCUAUGGAGUGGUUGUUUUCACUGGUCAUGACACAAAAGUCAUGCAAAAUGCCAGGGACCCUCCUUCUAAGAGGAGUGCAAUUGAGAAAAGAAUGGACAAAAUAAUCUAUAUCCUCUUUGGUACAUUGAUUAUGAUAGCUUCUUUUGGGUCCAUCUUUUUUGGACUGUGGACUAAGAGAGACCUUGACAAUUGGGGGUUCAAGAGGUGGUAUCUAGAACCAGACAAAGCUAAUGUGUUGUUUGAUCCAAAAAGAGCUUCACUUGCUGCGUUUCUUCACUUCCUGACAGCCCUUAUGUUGUAUGGAUAUUUAAUUCCAAUUUCACUAUAUGUUUCUAUUGAAAUUGUAAAGGUUUUACAGAGCAUCUUCAUCAACCAAGAUCAGGAAAUGUAUUACAGGGAGAUGAAUAAGCCUGCGCAUGCACGAACCUCUAAUUUGAAUGAAGAACUUGGACAGGUUGAAACGAUACUCUCUGACAAAACAGGCACUUUAACAUGCAACUCUAUGGAGUUUGUUAAAUGUUCAAUAGCAGGAGCUUCUUAUGGCCGUGUUGUGACAGAAGUGGAGAGAGCCAUGGCAAGGAGAAAAGGGAAUGAGCGUCCUGAAAAGCUUAAUACUUAUAUUGAUCCACAAGUGCCAAACUCUCAUAACUUCACCACAGCCAAAUCAAUAAAAGGCUUUAAUUUUCAAGAUGAGCGCCUAAUGAAUGGUCGAUGGGCUAAAGAACCUCAUGCAGACGUGAUACAUAAAUUUUUUAAUGCGUUGGCUAUUUGCCACACUGUCAUCUCUGAUGUGAAAACACCAGGUCAGGUAUCUUAUGAGGCAGAGUCACCCGAUGAAGCUGCUUUUGUUGUCGCAGCUAAAGAGCUCGGAUUUGAGUUCUCUGGAAGAACACAAACUAGUAUUUGGUUGCAUGAAUGGGAUCAAGAAGGUUCCAAACGGAUUGACAGAUCGUACCAGCUCCUUCACCUCUUGGAGUUCAAUCCUGCAAGGAAGAGAAUGUCUGUGAUUGUUAGAACUCCUGAAAACAAAUUGUUACUCUUGUGCAAGGGUGCAGACAGUGUGGUGUUUAGAAAGCUUUCAAAAAAUGGACGGCUUUUUGAGGAAAAAACUAGAGAACAUAUUGAACAGUACGCCAAUGCAGGACUGCGAACAUUAGUUAUAGCAUACCGUGAGCUUGGUGAAGAAGAGUUCAAAUCAUGGGAAAAAGAGUUAUUAAGUGCUCAGGUAUCUUCAGAUGAUAGAGAAGCUUUAGUGGAUGCUGCUGCUGAUAAAAUUGAAAGGGACUUAAUUCUCCUUGGAGCCACAGCUGUUGAGGAUAAACUUCAAAAAGGGGUUCCCGAAUGCAUUAACAAGCUGACGGUUGCUGGGAUUAAGAUAUGGGUCUUAACUGGUGAUAAGAUGGAGACAGCAAUCAAUAUUGGGUAUGCUUGUAGUUUACUGAGACCAGACAUGAAGCUAAUUAUAAUUAGUCUGGAUUCUCUGCAAAUAAGUAGCUUGGAAAAUCAAGGAGAAAAGGAUGCUGAGGCUUUAAGAAGGGUAACAGCACAAGUAAAUGAUGGAAUGACUCAAACUGAAUCAAGUCCAAAGUCGGUUGGUUUGAUUAUCGAUGGAAAUGCACUCUCUUAUGCUCUCGAGGAGUGUAUGAGGAAGCCAUUUUUGGACCUCGCUUUGAAAUGUGGAUCUGUUAUAUGCUGUCGCUCUACGCCUAAACAAAAAGCUCUUGUAACAGCGUUGGUGAAAGGAACAGGUGGGAGGACACUGGCCAUUGGUGAUGGGGCAAAUGAUGUCAGCAUGCUUCAAGAAGCUGAUGUUGGGGUCGGCAUAAGCGGGGUUGAGGGGAUGCAGGCUGUCAUGGCAAGUGACUAUGCAAUAGCACAGUUCCGUUUUCUAGAACGGCUGUUGUUGGUUCAUGGUCACUGGUGUUACCGCAGAAUAUCAAUGAUGAUAUGCUACUUCUUUUACAAGAACCUCACAUUUGGGUUUACCCUUUUCUGGUUUGAGGCUUUCGCUUCUUUCUCUGGGCGGGCUGCUUAUAAUGAUUGGUAUAUGUCACUCUAUAAUGUAUUCUUCACUUCACUUCCUGUGAUUGCUAUCGGCGUUUUUGAUCAGGAUCUCUCUGAUCAGCUCUGUCUUCAGCAUCCUAUGGUCUACAAGGAGGGGAGCCAGAAUAUGCUCUUCAAGUGGUACCGAAUUCUCGGGUGGAUGUUGAAUGGAGUUCUAUGCGCCACGAUCAUCUUCUACUUAACAACCAGCUCCAUCUUACACCAAGCAUUUCGAAAAGAUGGUCAACCCGUGGACUAUGAAGUCAUAGGAGUGAUGAUGUAUUCUUGUGUGGUGUGGACAGUCAAUUGCCAAAUGGCACUCUGUAUCAACUACUUCACCUGGAUCCAACACAUCUUCAUAUGGGGAAGCAUCGCCGUCUGGUAUUUGUUUUUAGUCGCUUAUGGCUCUUUGCCGACCAACAUAUCUACAACUGCCUACCGGGUUUUUGUGGAAGCUUGCGCCCCAAGUCCUUUAUAUUGGCUCCUCACCCUUCUUGUUGUCAUUUCUACCCUCUUACCAUAUUUUUCAUACCGGGUUUUCCAGUCCAUCUUCCGACCCAUGCCUCAUGAUCUUGUUCAAUACUUGGAUCGCCAGGGGAGGUCCGAGAAGCUUGGGGUUGAGCACUGAGACUACGUAAACUCUUCAACAGAGGUAUUUGUGAAGGCUAUUUGCGGGGUCAAACCGCAUAUUCUUUCCUUAUACAUUUUCAUUAUCGUUUAUAAAACAAAAUAGCUUAGUCACAUCUUGUUUUGUAGAAUUUUUUUUUAUAUAGAUUGUAGAGUCAUUUGUCAGGUCAAAUAGUUUACUUCUUUCUUUUAUACAAUGCAAUGAGCCAAAGGGCUGAUAAAUAUAUAACGUGUCAUUAC
Messenger RNA from Cuscuta campestris, 4328 nucleotides. The record is from the annotation of a GenBank genome assembly. Lineage: Eukaryota; Viridiplantae; Streptophyta; Magnoliopsida; Solanales; Convolvulaceae.